AAAAAGCAAUCAUUUUGGACAGGGAGUACUUCUGUAGUAAAAAAAACGACAGUAAAACAUCUAACCGAACAGACUUGUACUUCAAGAACAACAAACAUUGAUUUUGUUGCUUGUCUUUCUCGCACACCAUUUCACGCGAGAUGAAACUAUUACAACAUUCUACAAUCCUGUCACGCCCAUACGCUUGUUUUCUUAAGUAUCAUUCGCAUUUCCAAUCACAUUACUCUUCAUCAUCAUCUUUGCCACCAACACAAGACCACCUUUGUCAGCUAAUCCUCGACCAAAAAACCUCUUCCGAGGCACUCCAAACCUUCAGAUGGGCCUCAACCUUCUCCAAAUUCACCCACUCCCAAUCCACAUACCGUACAUUAAUCCACAAACUCUGCAUUUUUCGUCGUUUUGAUACCGUCAAGCAACUGCUCGACGAAAUGCCUACCUCAAUCGGAGCUAACCCAGGUGAAGAUAUCUUCAUAACAAUUGUCCGGGGACUGUCCCGGGCUGGAAUGACCAGGCGGGUCAUCACAGUUCUUGACUUGGCUUACAAGUUUCAUGGUACGCCGUCUUUGAAGAUUUUUAACUCGAUUUUGGAUGUUCUUGUGAAAGAGGAUAUUGAUAUGGCUAGAGAGUUUUAUAGAAAGAGUAUGAUGGAGAGUGGUGUUCGUGGUGAUGAUUAUACUUUUGGGAUUUUGAUGAAGGGACUUUGUUUAACGAAUAGGAUUGGUGAAGGUUUUAAGCUUUUGCAGCUUAUUAAGAAUAACGGGGUUACACCAAAUACUGUUAUUUACAAUACUUUGCUUCAUGCACUUUGUAGGAAUGGAAAAGUUGGUAGGGCUAGGAGCUUGAUGAAUGAGAUGGUGGACCCGAAUGAGGUUACGUUUAAUAUUUUGAUAUCUUCUUAUUAUAAGGAAGAGAAUUUAGUCCAAGCUCUUGUUUUGCUUGAGAAGUGCUUUGCAUUGAGUCUUGUACCUGAUGUUGUUACCGUGACUAAGGUGGUUGAGAUUCUAUGCAAUGCUGGCCGUGUAACGGAGGCUGCCGAGGUGCUUGAGAGAGUUGAGAGCUUGGGGGGUUCACUUGAUGCUGUGGCUUACAAUACAUUGAUAAAGGGGUUUUGUGGAGUGGGAAAAGUGAAAGUUGGACUUCAUUUCCUGAAGCAGAUGGAGAAUAAAGGCUAUCUUCCAAAUGUGGAUACUUAUAAUAUAUUAAUAUAUGGGUUUUGUGAGUCUAGAAUGUUGGAUUUGGCUCUUGAUCUUUUUAAUGAUAUGAAGACAGAUGGGAUCAACCGGAACUUUGUUACUUUCGACACGAUGAUUAGAGGUUUGUGUUCAGAAGGAAGAAUUGAAGAUGGUUUUUCGAUUUUAGAGUUAAUGGAGGAAACCAAGGAAGGCUCUAAAGGGCACAUUAGUCCUUACAAUAGCAUAAUAUAUGGUCUAUUUAAGCAAAAUCGUUUCGACGAGGCAUCUGAGUUUCUAGCAAAGAUGGGAAAAUUGUUCCCUAGAGCUGUUGACAGAAGCAUGACUAUUAUACAGAAAUGCAAGGAAGGUGCAAUUGAAGAUGCAAAGAAUAUAUAUGAUAAGAUGAUUGAUGAAGGUGGUAUUCCAAGUAUUCUAGUUUAUAACUCUCUUGUUCAUGGCUUUUCGCAACACGGUAGUAUCCGAGAGGCCGUUGAGCUUAUCAAUGAAAUGAUAAGUAAUAACUGUUUUCCCAUUGCAUCCACAUUCAAUGCUAUCAUCACUGAGUUUUGUGAACAAGGAAAAAUUGAAAGUGCCUUAAAGUUUAUGGAAGAUAUUACUGCAAGAGGUUGUGUACCAAAUACAGAAACUUACAGCCCUUUGAUUGAUGUGUUAUGUAGGAAGGGGGACAUUCAGAAAGCUUUGCAGGUCUUUUUGGAAAUGGUAGAGAAGGGUAUCCUUCCUGACCAAUGUAUUUGGAAAUCACUGCUACUUAGUUUGAGUCUACAAAACAAUUUCAAUAAGAAUGUGUCCAAUAUAGAUUAUUUACUCUAGUAGUCUAGUAGAUUUAGGAGACUUCAAAUUUUUGUUCCAAAGGGUGGUUUCACCAGAGCAAUUUUGCCAUCUGCAUUGGAACAUUCCAUGUUGUCAAUGAUCAAUACCAUGUAAGUUAUUGAUAAGUAAAUCACUGAUUUAGUCUAUGAAAUUGUAGGCUUUUAAUGAUUUGGUCUGAAAAAAAUGAUAUUUGAAAAUGAUCAUGAAAUAGAAAUUUGUUGUUUACAUGAGUUCUUUUAGGUAUAUCAAAAUAGCUUUGAAAUCGUCUCCGGGAGACUAUUGUGAUAAUCUAUUU
Messenger RNA from Medicago truncatula (barrel medic), 2298 nucleotides. Its product is annotated as pentatricopeptide repeat-containing protein At2g17525, mitochondrial. The record is from RefSeq and is a predicted model, not a curated record. NCBI's taxonomy places the organism in Eukaryota, Viridiplantae, Streptophyta, Magnoliopsida, Fabales, Fabaceae. The transcript has a single exon. Gene Ontology annotation, molecular function: protein binding. The coding region runs from base 141 to 2003 and encodes 620 amino acids.